This is a messenger RNA of Anopheles darlingi, 2764 nucleotides long. Its product is annotated as beta-1,4-mannosyl-glycoprotein 4-beta-N-acetylglucosaminyltransferase. The coding region runs from base 238 to 2013 and encodes 591 amino acids. Gene Ontology annotation, biological process: N-acetylglucosamine metabolic process; protein N-linked glycosylation. Gene Ontology annotation, cellular component: membrane. The record is from RefSeq and is a predicted model, not a curated record. Lineage: Eukaryota; Metazoa; Arthropoda; Insecta; Diptera; Culicidae. The transcript is spliced from 2 exons. Gene Ontology annotation, molecular function: beta-1,4-mannosylglycoprotein 4-beta-N-acetylglucosaminyltransferase activity.
AAAAAUCCACAACCAGAAGACCUGAACAACCUCUGCGAUUUCCGAAAAUGGGACGUUAGAAAGAGUGAAGUCAGAAAAGUGUUAAACCAGGAUGUAAAGUGCGCAAGGGCUCGCUGAAAAGGUCGUCCAGGAUAAGCAAGUUUACAGCUGCUCGCGGUGUUCCUGCCCCGUGCGUUAUCGAUCCUUGCGGACCGCAGAAUAUCGUCCUCCGCCGGUGCUCCUCGCGUUCCUGCUCGGAUGUAUCCGAGUGGCAAACGCAAGUUGGAUGUCCGUCUGUUCCUAUGGGGCCUGUUUCUGCUGCAAAUUUCACUCAUCUCUCUGUUUCUGCUGUUCGGUACUUUGCUGGUGGCCCCACCGCCGGACGACACCAGCGAAGAGAUCGCCGUAGCUGAGCUACGACACCCUCAGAAUGCCAAAGCAGCGGCCACUUCGAUUGGCCAGGUUUGGUCUUCUUUCGGGGUACGAUUCAUCUCCAACCGGACGUCCGGUGGGGCGUCACCCGAUGUCGGGACGAAAACAGCUGAGGGCAACUCUCUGCUUCUCCACCGCAACUUCUCUCAGCGCGAUGGGGAUGGUGCUGCGUACUACCAUGGUGACGCCAUCGGUCAGCUGUUGGACGGCAAGCAGCACCCAAGGCACCCCAAAUACCGACCGUGGAUCCAGCGUGCCCUACCGGCACCGGCACGUGCCAAACAAGAAUUCAGGACCGUUUCCUACCCCGACUGGCAAGGGUUACGCCGACGAAAGUUGUGCUUCAUCGAGGGUACUCGACGGAAUGCAACCAUUGAUACCAGCACACUUCAACAGCAACAACAGCCCACCAACAGCAAAACCAAUGAGACUGAACUAAAAGAUACAGGAAUGGUGGAGACCAGGGCCGCGGAAGCGGCAAGCGAGCUUAUCAACGGGCGCGAUGGUGAUUCCGGAGCCGAGCACGUCUUUGAUGAGGAAGGAAGAAUUGUGGCGGUUGGCGAAGAUGGAUCGAUCGGACGGUGUCGAUGUAAUGCCCAGUGGCAUGGGACCGACUGUGGUCAACCGGAAGUAAUAUGGCGUGCAUUCAUCACAUCCAAGAUACCGGCAGGUGAUCGGCCGGUGGAUGCACCCCGUAAAUUGGCCCGCAACGUGAUCUACAUCGUGCAGAGCACAUUCGUCAGCAUCGAGGUGCUGGAGAUACAACUAAUGGAACUAUACGAGCAGGUCAGCCUGUUCGUGCUCUGCGAUCGACAGCCCGUGGACUCUUCGGUACCCUCACAGAAGGAUUUUUCAUUUGCGGAUCACUACGAGAGCACAGAUUUCCUACGCUCGUUGCGCCACCGGUUGCUCAUAGUCACGGAUGCGACCUGUAGCGGCCGGAACGUAUUUCGAAAGGUUCAGAAAUACAGCACCAAGGCAUCGAUCCGACCGGACGAUAUUGUGCUGGUGAGCGGUACGGAUGAGAUAUUGAACCGUAAAGCGGUUGCCUACCUUCGCUGGUACGAUAAUUGGCCGCAACCGGUACGGUUUCGGUUGAAGCACAACGUGUACGGGUUCUUCUGGCAGCAUGCAACCAACAGCACGGUGAUCGGGAGUGCUGCCGUGCAGGUGAGCACGCUGCGUGAGGUGUACGCAUCGGAUCCGGAUCGUUUGCUGCUGAUCGAUAAACCGGUAAUGCUGAUCGGUGAUUUAAAUCACUUUGGCGGCUGGUACUGUCGGCGCUGCUAUCAACCGGGUUCGGUUGUGCGAUAUUUUGAGCAACGCGCAGCGCUCUACCGGCCAGGUGAUGUUCAGCCCAUGCUGUACCUUCCCGACCCGAAGCGAACGGGUGUUCUGAACGAAGCGUACGUGCAGCAGUUGAUUGCCUCGGGGAAGGAUCUGGAGGACGGAGAGCGACCGCUCGAGCGCAUAAGCCAGCGAACGGACCAUUACUAUCAGCCGGAGUAUGUGCGUAAGAAUAGCUGGAAGUUUGAUAACAUCGUACUGAAUCUCUACGCUCGCUGGGAGGACAGCAUUGCGGAGGACGAUUAUCUUAGCUAGACUAGACCUCUUCGGUUUGGUACCUGAGUUGGAGCCAUCAAUUGAAUCUUCCAGCGAUCUUCCAUCUAUCAUCGCCUCUUCCUCGAACCAAAAAAAGAAGAAAAAAACUCACAAAUACCACACAUAAUCAUCCAAAAACUAGUCAAAUCGUAUCUCAUAAUCGCUUUUAAAGAACCCUUCCUCCCUCCCAUCCACACCAUCAUUCCGCCAAAUUCGCUAUCAUGACCGUCAAGUUUUAUCAAUAUCCAAUCCCACUACCAGCUGACGACUACUUAACGAUGCUGUUUAACGGUGAUCGACAUAUUUAUAUAUCGGAAAGGUCAUGGGGUGUUAAGACCCUCAGUCAAGUGAUAAGCCAGUAGACGACAGAAUGAAAAACUUUUCGUGAGCCAAGGCUGAUUAAGGAACGAUAGCGGAGCAGAACCUAUAUAGUUAGACACCAAUUAGGUAGGGAAGAUCAGGGACAGAGGCGGCAGAGUGCAGGGAAUCAUGUUCAUACUCGCAACCAAAUGACGUACAGUAAACAAAGAGACCCCGAGAGAUAGCCUGAGGGAUGAAGAUGGGCCAAGGAUAAUCUUCAUUUUCAAUCCGAUACUAAUACUCUGUCUGUGCCACGAAUCGCACGAAGCAAAGAGAAGGGAGCAAGCACCACGCCGCUGGUGAUGACUGUGGAUAGACUGCUGCGUUUUUGAAGCGGAGGACCGGGGAGGUACAUUAGCUAAGGACUAAUAAAUAGUUAUUUGUUUUCUAA